This is a messenger RNA of Rubroshorea leprosula, 300 nucleotides long. Lineage: Eukaryota; Viridiplantae; Streptophyta; Magnoliopsida; Malvales; Dipterocarpaceae. The record is from the annotation of a GenBank genome assembly.
UCAAACUCAAUUUUCCUCGUUCGUUACCUCCGCUCUUCAGUCGUCACCGUUAAUCAGGAGGCUCAUCUUAGCAUAUCGGAACCGUCGUUCGAUUCGCCGGAGAGAGGGAGGAAGAUGGCAUCAGGGUGGGGAAUCACAGGCAACAAAGGCCGGUGCUACGAUUUCUGGGUCGACUUCAGCGAGUAGUUCAGGGCCUUAUAUGCAUCAAUUAAAGUCUAGGGGCUUAAUAGCGAUUCUGGGGUUAGUUCAGGGGCUUAACUUAUGGUUUUGCCUUCAUUUUAAUAGACGUAGUCAUUCUUG